This is a messenger RNA of Anopheles merus, 551 nucleotides long. Its product is annotated as larval cuticle protein A2B-like. NCBI's taxonomy places the organism in Eukaryota, Metazoa, Arthropoda, Insecta, Diptera, Culicidae. The record is from RefSeq and is a predicted model, not a curated record. The coding region runs from base 79 to 486 and encodes 135 amino acids. The transcript has 2 exons. Gene Ontology annotation, cellular component: extracellular matrix.
CAAAAGCGAAUUCAAGUACCAGUUAUCUACCAACUUUCCAGCAGCUCACUGUAAAAAAAAAAAAAAACAAAUUAAAAAAUGGCAUUCAAAUACUGCAUCCUGUUCGCUGUUGUUGCCGCUGCCAGCGCUGCCGUACUUCCGGUGGCCGUGAAGCAUAUCGAAUAUACGGAUGCUCCGGCCGAGUACCAGUUCGAGUACUCCGUGCAUGAUGAUCAUACCGGAGACAUCAAGAGCCAGCACGAGGAGCGUCACGGUGACAACGUCGUUGGACAGUACACUCUGAUUGAUGCUGAUGGCUACCGCCGAGUGGUCGAAUACACCGCCGAUGAGCACAACGGAUUCAACGCCGUCGUUCGCCGUGAGCCUGUGAAGACUGCUAUCCCAGUCGCCAAGGUCGUUGCCCCCAUUGCCAAGGUUUACGCUGCUCCUAUCGCCAAGGUCGCUGUCCCGGUUGCCAAGGUUGCCUACCCAGCUUACCACUACUAAGUUGGUUGAAAAAUGUGUUGAUAGUAAGUUGGCUAGUUCAAUAAAUAAAAUCCUGUUGUAAAUUA